GCCGGUGUCUAUAUAUAGCCAAGCACCUAAUGGGCUAGAUAUUCAACUUCAGUUCCACGAAGAACAUUCCCACCUUAUCUGAAAAUACACUCAGAUCUAGCAAAAUGGCAGGGAGUACUGUAUGGCUUACACCUUGGGGAGGAAAGGGUGGAAACACAUGGCAAUUCAUAAUACCUGAUGGUGCUAGGAUUAUCAAGAUCAGUGUAAGAAGUGGAGACAUUCUAGAUUCCAUCUGCCUCACUUACAAGGAUGAGUCUGGCUACAUUUUUUCUGAAAGAUACGGUGGCAAUGGUGGCUCACUCCAUAAUAUUGAAUUCGCUGACGAUGAGAACCUCAUCGGGAUUAGUGGACGUUUUGGAACAUUUCAAAACUUAACGGUGAUUACGUCAUUCUCUUUUCAGACCAACAUUAAAACUUAUGGGCCAUUCGGCUUAAAAGGGGGGACUGAUUUCUCAAUUGGGCUGGCAGAAGGUAAGUUUUUUGGAUUCUAUGGAAGGAGUGGGAGUUACAUAGAUGCUUUGGGUGUCAUUCUUCAGCCGUAAACAUGAUAUAUGGCAGCAUGCAUGUAUUUUAUAGGUUUUAAGAUCGUAUCUAGUCGUUUCUUCGAUGUUAGACUAUAAAAAUAAGGUCGCAUUCGAAGUUACAGUUACAAUAAGCACACUUGUUGUGCAUUUGGUUCUUUCAUGUACCCCUUGAAGCGUCUAAUUAUAAAUGG
Messenger RNA from Lactuca virosa, 715 nucleotides. Lineage: Eukaryota; Viridiplantae; Streptophyta; Magnoliopsida; Asterales; Asteraceae. The record is from the annotation of a GenBank genome assembly.